CGUUUCCGCUUCAUUCCGGAAAGUUUAUAAUCGGCGGGCUUUGAUUCUGUUUGUGUAAUGUGGCAAAUUAUUUUAAUUUGACUAUUUUCAUUGAUAAACAUCAAUUUUUAACUGUAAAUUGUGCCUUUAAAAGUAAUCUAAAAUGGCCUCGGCACAAGAAAGAUUGAAAUUGAAACGCCCUUGUGAAGUAUGGAGUGUAAAAGAACAACUUUGUCUAGCGUCGAGUGUUUUAAAGUCGGGCGAUCAAAAUUGGAUGAGUGUUUCACGUUCAUUAAAACCCUUUCUCGAAAAGGAAUUACAAAGACCCGUCGAUUGGUUCUCGCAAAAAGCUUGCGCCCUUCAGUAUGCACAAUUAUUGGAAAAUGCCGACACGCCGAAAAGAAAAAAACGAGAAACAAGUGAGACUAUCGGCGAAUCCAUUGUUCGACGAUUAACUCAAGAGAGAAUUGCGGAAUUAAGUCAAUUUUUAGCAACGCAAAGAGAGGAAUACCAACAAUUAAAAAACGAAUUAAAUCUCCUUAAAUCGGGUAAUAUAGCAGAAGAUAAAUUACAAAAAAUGUGGCUCAACAUUGAACUGGAGGAACGUGAACAAGAGCAGAAAAAUAAAACACACAGUACUUGGUUGGCAAGACGACAAAAACAAGAGGGACAAACACCACAAAUUCUCGGCUUUAAUAUUCAACGAAAAUCCGAGAGUUCCGAAAGUGGACACGAUACAUUAGAUCCAAAUACCGACGAGGAAGAGAAGAAGAAUAAAGGCGGUCGAUCUCCUUUGUUAACGAGUCUUUUAAAAUCACCGAGUCCGACAACUCAGAUCCAGUCGCAAACAUCGUCAGCGCAAGUUACCUCGCCAACGAUUGCCAGUCUCUUAGGUUCUAGUCCGAAAAUCCCCAAUCCACCAUUAACGCAAACAGUCUCAUCACAACUCCAUCAAUUGGUAUCAACGGCAAUUGUCAAUGCAACGCCAGAACGACCAUCAGCCGGUGCUCCAACACUCUCAAUGCUCCUGGAACUACCAGCAAAUUUACAGAGAGCAACACUUUCAAAUUUACAGACACACACCCCAACAGCAACAACAACAACAAUAACAAAUUUACCACAACAAAAUGUUGAUCUUCAAUUAAUGCAAAUUGACAACCAACGAAGCAAUAUUCAAAUAAUUGAACCACCAAUUACGCCCGCCAAUAUGUCCACUUCGGAAAUGAUCGAUCACAUUGACGAAGUUAUUCCAAAGGAUAUAAUGGCUGACGUUAUUGACAAGGACGAAAUCAACGAAAUUAUUGGCGACAUCGAGGAAUUAAUUAAAGGCGAAAUUCCCGACAAUCCCCAAGUUCUCGAUUCAGGAGCAACGAAUAUUAUCGGAAAUAUAAAUCAACCAAUUAUAACUGGAAGGGAGGAAAUCAAAAAUACCCAAGAAACCGUUUCCAUCGCCGAUUCAUCAUCGACAAGUGAAAUGCCCCUCGUGGAAAUUAAUUCAAAUACAUCGAACAUUGCCGAAAUCAUUGGCACAGUUACUGCUGAAAACAAGGAGAAAAAAGCUGAAAACGAAAAUAAAUCCAGUCCGAAGGAAGAAGAACCAAAGGACAAAAAGUCACUCGAGUCCAAAGAAUUGCCAGAAACUAGGAAAAGUACAGAAACAACGGACAAAACGAAAUCAAUAAAUGAAGAACAAACUAUGGAAAUUGAGAAUAAAAAUAACUCCGUCGAAAAAGGAAUCGAGAAACAAGAGUCGAAGAAGACGAGCGAAGCUGUCAAGGAAACGAAUAAAUCCCCAAAUGAGGAAACUAAAUCUUCCAAAGAAGAAGAAGAAGAAGAAGAAGCAACGGCAAAAUCGUCAAAGGAAAUUAAUAAAAAGACUGUGAAAGAAGAAACAAAAAAGUCCACUAAAGAAGAGGAAGAAGGAAAAAAGAAUCCCAAGGAAGAAACCAAGAAAAUUACGAAAGAAGAGACAAAAGUUGCUAAAGAAGAAACAAAAAGGAUUUCCAAAGAGGAAAUAAAAAAGACCCCCAAGGAAGAAGCGAAAAAAAUUCUCAAAGACGAUCCCAAGAAGAAUCCUAAAGAAGAAAUUAAAAAACCCUCCAAAGAUGAAAUUAAAAAGCCCCCUAGGGAGGAAAUUAAAAAGAAUCCCAUCGAAGAAGUGAAAAAGCCUUCUAAAGAUGAUUCAAAAAAACCAACAAACACCGACGAAUCGAAAAAAGUUCCAAAAGAUGAAAAAACUCCCAAAGAUGAAAAAAUUUCUAAAGAGGAUGCAAAAAAGACCCAAAAAGAGGAACCGGCAAAAAAGAAUUCCAAAGACGAAACGAAAAAGUCUACAAAAGAGGAAACGGUAAAAAAGAAUCCUAAAGAGGAAGCAAAAAAGAAUGUCAAGGACGAAACAAAGAAUCCUAAAGAGGAGCAGAAAAGGACCACAAAAGAAGAGACGGUAAAAAAGAUCACGAAAGAAGAGCCGGCGAAAAAGAAUCCUAAAGACGAGGUGACAAAGAAGAAUCCAAAAGAAGAGCAGAAAAAGAAUCCAAAGGAAGAGACGAAAAAGAAUCCAAAGGAAGAGGCAACGAAGAAAAAUUCUAAAGAAGAGACGAAGAAGAAUUUAAAAGAAGAGGCGACCAAAAAAUCCAAUAAAGUUGAAAUCAAAAAACCCAUUGCUGACGAAACGAAAAAAUCCACCGACGGUAAAAAAAGCGAAGAAACUAAAAAUAUAGAAGACACAAAGAAAUUGACCGAAAAUUCAAAACAAGACCCAAAGGAAGUUAAAACAACAAAUGAAGUGAAGGAAACCCGUGAGAAUAAAUCAACCGAAAAGUGUGGAAAUCCAGAAGAAAUUAUCCAAAAUUCCGAGAAUCAUUCCAACAAAAAUAACGAUCAACAGAAAAUCGAAGCAAAUACAACAAAACAAGAUCAAAAUGCAACGACCGAAAUAUUAAGUGUUUCCUCAAAUGACACACUAAUUAAUGAAGAUACAGAAAAAUCUCAAGACAUAAGUCUAAUUCUCGAAGAGGAAGACACGCCCGCUAAUCAAGAAAAGAAAAAAGAUGACGAGAAAAUAUUAUCAAAGGACAUUAAACAAGAAAAAUCCGACAACGACGUUGAAGAACAUCAAAAUAUCCCCGACAAUGUGAAAUUAGAAAAUUUUAAAAAAGAAGACACAAAAGAUUCAUCAGACGGUACAUCAAAUACAGAACUCUUAGAGGCCGAUAUGAAAGAUUUCGAUGAUGACGACGACGAGGAAGAUGACGAACAAACAAAAAUUGACGAUAAAGAAAAGAUUUCGAAAUUUAUUCCAAUUGAAAUAAAAAAAGAGGACGACAUUGGAAUACGUGAGGAGAAUGAAAUACCCGACGAAAUGAGAAGUGAAACAAUCAAGUGUACCAAGGAAGUAAAGGAUGAAAUUGAUGAGAAAAAAAUACAUCUUGACGACAGUGCGAUAUCACGUAAGGAGCAAUCACAAUUUUCGGGCAGUGUUUCCGAAUUGGACGAGGAGGAAUCGUCAUUGAGUAAAUUGAGCGGUGGCAGAGCGAUGAAGACGUAUUCAAAGAGGCAAACAAUUGCAAUUGAUAGCGAACCGGAAAUGGAGAGUAGUGAAGGUGCUGAUUAUAGGGCGUGGAAAAAGGCUGUUAUGUUGGUUUACAAUAGAUUGGCAACGCAUAAAUAUGCAUCGGCAUUCUUACGACCAAUAACCGAGGAUCAAGCGCCUGGUUAUCAUUCAAUUAUUUUUCGUCCCAUGGAUCUGUCGACUAUUAAGAAAAAUAUUGAUAAUGGCACUAUAAGAUCGACGAGGCAUUUUCAACGUGAUGUUAUGCUUAUGUUUCAAAAUGCAAUAAUGUACAAUAAACACGAUACGUUUGUUUAUAAAAUGGCCAUUACAAUGCAGGAAGAGUGUCUUCAGCAUAUGCAGAUCCUAGUUCAAGUUACCGGUGAAGUGUCAUUUCGUCGAGAAACAAGAACGGCAGCAAGUACAAGCAACGAAUCAAGUGAAACAAUUUCAAAGCGAAAAAGAAGUCACAUUACGCCAAGUCCCCACGAUACGGACAAUUCACGAGGAAAGAAACGACGAAAGUCUGAAAAUGACUAAUUAGUUGGUAAUCAUUUUUUUUUAAA
This is a messenger RNA of Leptopilina heterotoma, 4095 nucleotides long. It is a transcript of the gene Brd8, whose product is annotated as bromodomain-containing protein 8-like. Bases 143 to 4069 code for a protein of 1308 amino acids. NCBI's taxonomy places the organism in Eukaryota, Metazoa, Arthropoda, Insecta, Hymenoptera, Figitidae. Gene Ontology annotation, molecular function: protein binding. Gene Ontology annotation, cellular component: NuA4 histone acetyltransferase complex. The record is from RefSeq and is a predicted model, not a curated record. The transcript has 3 exons.